Molecule: messenger RNA, 3275 nt
Organism: Aspergillus aculeatinus CBS 121060
Lineage: Eukaryota; Fungi; Ascomycota; Eurotiomycetes; Eurotiales; Aspergillaceae
Product: ATP dependent DNA ligase domain protein
Exons: 5
Coding region: 117-3044 (975 amino acids)
Biological process (GO): double-strand break repair via nonhomologous end joining; nucleotide-excision repair, DNA gap filling; DNA recombination
Cellular component (GO): DNA ligase IV complex
Molecular function (GO): DNA ligase (ATP) activity; ATP binding; DNA binding
Source: RefSeq, a predicted model, not a curated record
GGUUCAUUGACCCUUCAGUCUUCUAUCGUGUCAAUGCGGUCUCGUGUAUUUGAAGCUUUGGACACCUCUAGGAGCCGGUGUCUCAAUGAUCGCAGACGCGUCUAUCUAUCUGAUUGAUGGGGUUCAAAUUCACUCAUUUGUGCGAUCUACUCUCCACUCUCGAGGACAACAGAAUCUUGAAGGCGACACAUGAAGCGCGAGCAUUCAAUCCUGAUCAUGGGAAACAGAUACGUGGCCCCGACACUGAUCUUCUGGCCCUGUUGUCCUGCAUGUUUCCCGAGAAGAGACCAGACAGGGUCUACUGGCUGCAAGAAACCUCGCUGGCGAGGAUUAUAGCGCGAUGCUUACUUCUCGGGUCCUCCAGACGGGCAGAGCUCGAGCGUUGGCGCGUGUCCAGCGGACUCGACCUCGGCCAAUGUGUCGAAAAUGUGAUGCGGCAAGCGGAGAACGAUCUCGACCCCAGUCGAGAGGUAACGGUCGAGGAAAUUGACUCUGCAUUGAACAGUAUUGCUGCCCGUUGCAGAUUCUCCGGUCCUCGAGUGCGAAAGCAGCACACCGCGGUUGACGUCGAGCAGGCUCUAGGCUCUCUCUUCAAGCGACUCAGGAGCAGGGAUGCAAAGUGGUUAACGCGCAUGAUACUCAAGGGGUAUUACCCUGUUGUAUUUCCUUUGCCCUUGACGUUGCGGAGCUUCCACUUCCUCCUUCAGCCUCUCCUUCUCUUCCAAGACACAUUCGAGGGUGCGCUCAGUAUGCUCCGCUCCGACCCCAUCAGCCAUUUCCCGCCACACCCGGACCCUGGAUUGGCCAAGGACCUGGCUUAUCUGGCCUUGCAACAUCUCAAUCCUAGGGUUGGGGUCAAGAUCGGUCGACCGGAGUACCACAAGGCCCGGAGCAUCAAGCACUGCUGUCGCAUGGUCAAUCGCCGUCGAAUGAGUAUUGAAAGGAAGUACGAUGGUGAAUACUGUCAAGUACAUAUUGACCUCACGUUGGGCCCUAAUUCCAUACAAAUAUUCUCUAAAAGCGGUAAAGAUUCUACUGUCGACAGGAUAGGUAUCCACCAGGUCAUCAAAGACUCCUUGAAAUUAGGAGCGCCUGGGUGCAAGGUCUCCCAGAGGUGCAUUCUUGAAGGUGAAUUACUUGUCUGGAGUGACAAACACAACAAGAUCAUGGACUUUCAUAAGCUGCGUAAAUUUAUACCUCGGUCCGGUACCUUCAUUGGUACUGAAAGCGAUUCCCCACCGCAACCCCAUGAACAUCUGAUGAUGGUUUUCUUCGACAUUCUGCUUCUCGAUGAUAAUAUAUGCCUAAGGCGGCCGCAUCGGGAACGACGUCUACUUCUCAAAGACAUCAUACACGUUGUCCCCGGGCGUGCAGACAUUGCUGAGCAACAAAUAGUGGAUUUCUCGCGACAUGACGGCCAGGCCCGACUGGAGAGCAUCUUUUCCAGAGGAAUUGCACAGCGGUGGGAGGGCUUUGUACUCAAAGGAUGCGAGGACCCCUACUUUACCAUCUUCUCAGGCCAGGAGAAUAACACGUUCGGCCGCUGGAUCAAGCUCAAGAAGGAUUAUAUACCGGGGCUGGGUGAUACGGUUGACCUCGCAAUCAUUGGCGCGAGAUAUAAUCCGCAAGAUGCUACAGCCCUACACCAAGUCAGGAAGCUGCUAUGGACGGAGUUCUACGUCGGCUGUCUCACCAACAAAGAUGCAGUUGCGCAGUUCAACGUCUCUCCUAAGUUUAAGGUUGUGGAUGUGCUUGACCGCAAUGGCAUGAGUUUGAAGAACAUGCAGGUCCUCAAUCAGUUCGGCGAGUUUCAUGCCUGCAACGCCGAAUCUGACCACAGGUUCUCACUUCAUUAUGGAACAAAUGUCGCCUCCAGAAUGGAAGUUGUGUUCAAGACUCCCUUCAUUGUCGAGAUACUCGGUAGUGGGUUUGAGAAACCAUCCAAUGCUGGAUAUUUCGCACUUCGCUUUCCGAGAAUCACCAAGAUACACUGGGAUAGGGCUCUCGAGGAUGCGGCAUCAUAUGCUGAGCUGCAACAACUGGCCGAAGACGCUCGAGCUGUUCCCACGGAUGACAUGGGCACGGAGCGAAGCGAGUGGUCCAAGCGCGUGAAACUUGGAACUGGAUCAGCACAUCAUGUCUCAAAUGAACGAUCUGGAAGCAUUUCUUCCAGUCAAGGCUCAACAUUGAGGUCGGGGACCAACACCACCGCUGCCAUUCUCUCAAGCGACCCACCGGAUAUACCAUCGCCUGCUCCCAACCCCUUAAAAAGAUCGACCACGCUGCUAACGUCGCCUAAUGUUCCAAUUUGUCCGAACAGCCGUGCCGUGCCUAUAUAUGCAGAUGGACCUGUGGACCGGGCUCCAUCAGCUGAAAACAAAGCUGGUCGACAGAAUCCUUUGACCAAUAAUGAGAACCUGUCGGCUCAUACCUCUCGCCAGCGAGGAUAUGUAAACCGCAACCCCGAUUCUGAACACGCAGACAACAGCCUACCUUCACCUUCACCACCGCAGAUAUCUAGCUUCACCAAUAUAGCUGAUAAUCGUCCUCACAAACCAAAUCCACCUCUCGCAUCUCUACUCCUGAAUAUCCCCAUAUAUAUCACUCCAACGUGCAGCAACCACACAGCCCCCCAGCAACCCCAUCCGCAGCACCACACCCAAGCCCUUGCCAACUUCCUGGAUAUCCUGCUGACACACACGCCAAAGACGACAACACCAUGUCCACGCCUCGGACUCGUCAUCCUGACCGGCAACGAAUCCUCCCUCGGCCACCUCCUCUUCGACCUCAGCAAACGCAUCACGCGCGCCCUGCAAACCAGAAGCAUAACUCACCCUCCAACCGGCAAAGUCUUCGUCCUAGACCGAAGCUUCCUGAAUCUCAACAUCAGCCCCGAUGAUGCCAGGCUCGGCCUCCGUCACACCUGGGAGUCAAUCGGGAGACGGUACUUCUAUGCGUGCGUGAAGUGGGAUCUCGGCGGGACGGGGGAGCGUACUUCGCAUGACGACGAGAGCAGCGGAGGGCCGUGGGAGAGGGACACGUAAAGACGUCGAUAUCAAGGCUACGAUUAGUUUCAAUUGGCGAACGCUGCUUCUGCUGAGCGAGUUAUUCGCGGUGACCCAACCCGGUGGUGCAUGUUGACGAAGGUGGUCUUUGUAACCCUGGGCUUUGCUACAUCGCUCUUUCUUGAAUAGGCCAGCAUAUAUGUUGUGGCCCUUUCUGGGUGUUCUGCAUAGAUUCACAUUGGAAUGUAUGUAUAAUGAGAUCGACAGAAG